Messenger RNA from Penicillium angulare, 1704 nucleotides. RefSeq names its product putative isoamyl alcohol oxidase. The coding region runs from base 1 to 1704 and encodes 567 amino acids. Lineage: Eukaryota; Fungi; Ascomycota; Eurotiomycetes; Eurotiales; Aspergillaceae. The transcript is spliced from 3 exons. Gene Ontology annotation, molecular function: oxidoreductase activity; FAD binding. The record is from RefSeq and is a predicted model, not a curated record.
AUGAAGACAUGGUUGGCAAGCGCCGUGGCUCUUGCUUGCACAACGCUGGCUUCUGAGUCACAAUGUCGCUGCUUUCCUGGAGACAGUUGCUGGCCCUCGUUUUCAGAUUGGUCGGCGCUCAAUCAGACAGUUGGCGGUCGCCUAAUCGCAACUUUGCCCAUUGGAACGCCUUGCCAUAAUCCUACCUAUGAUGCCGCUGCAUGCGCCGCGCUUCAAACCAAUUGGACACUACCAGAAACCCACCUUGAGUCCUCCUCAUCUGUGAUGCAAACGUACUUUGCCAAUCAAAGCUGCGACCCCUUCACCCCCACAAGCAAGCCUUGUCUGCUUGGGAAUUAUGCCAAUUACGCGGUCAAUGUCUCGUCCAGUGACGAUGUCAUUUCCGCUAUUCGAUUUGCCAGCGAAAAGAACAUCCGAUUCGUUAUUCGCAAUACCGGCCAUGAUUAUCUCGGCCGGUCCACCGGUGCUGGCGCGCUCUCUGCGUGGAUGCACCACCUGAACAAGAUCGAAUAUCGGAAGUGGUCGAACCCCACAUACAAUGGGCCUGCAUUCAAAGUCGGGGCCGGUGUACUCGGGUAUCAAAUUCUUGAGGCAGCUUCCUCUCGAGGUCUCGUGGUAGUCACCGGAGAAUGUCCUACGGUCGGGCUAGUGGGUGGAUAUACCCAGGGCGGCGGCCACUCGGCUCUCAGCACGGCCUUUGGCCUCGCCGCAGAUCAAACAUUGGAGUUUGAAGUCGUCACUGCAUCUGGGAAACUAGUUGUUGCAUCUCACUCACAGAAUGCUGAUUUAUUUUGGGCACUUAGUGGUGGGGGUGCUGGCAACUACGGCGUCGUUAUAUCCAUGACAGUCAAAGCGCAUCCCGACACAAUCAUCGGUGGUGCCGCCCUUCAAUUUUCCACGACCGGCACAAGCUCGGAUAAAUUCGUCAAAGCAGUCUCAGCUUUCCACCGUCUACUUCCGCGCAUGAUUGAUAAUGGCGUGACUGUUAUCUACCAGAUGGCGUCGGGUGUCUUUGCAAUUAGUCCGGUCACGGGCUAUAACAAAACGUCCAAAGAUAUCAAAUCCAUUCUUCAGCCAUUCUUGUUGGUUCUUGACGACUUGAACAUAACUUCGAAGGUCGGGUACACGCAAUUCGACUCAUAUUAUGAUCAUUACAAUAAAUAUAUGGGGCCUCUACCUUACGGCAAUCUCGCCGUGUCGUCCUACCAAUAUGGCGGGCGUUUAAUCCCGCGACAGGUCCUUCAAAACAACUCCACGGGGCUAGCCAUGACUCUUCGUGGCUUAAUAGAUGAAGGUGUCAUUGUGGUUGGUGUUGGAAUGGAUGUCUCUCAUCCAGAAAAUACCUCCAAUGCUGUUUUUCCAGCUCUGCGGAGAGCCGCUAUCACCAUGCAAAUAGGUACCACAUGGAAUGAAACUGCGCCGUGGUCAAAAAUGAUUGCUGAUCAGUACAAAAUCACCAAUGACUAUGUUCCACAGCUGGAAGCUCUGACACCAGGGGGUGGUUGUUAUCAGAAUGAGGCCAACUUCCGCCAGCCCAGAUGGAAAAACACCUUCUUUGGCAGCAACUACUCACCCCUACUCUCGGUGAAACGUAAAUGGGAUCCAGAAUCCUUCUUUUAUGUCUUAAAGGGCGUGGGCAGUGAUUUAUGGAAUGUGUCAAGUUCCGGGCGCAUGUGCCAAAUUCAUUCAACCAAAUCCAAAUAG